UUAUCAACCCACGGAUAUGAGUAUAUUUAUUUUACGACCUGUACCGUGCAUGUUCCUACUGUAAAAACACAAAACGGUGUCAUAACUUUAACCUUGUUAUUAUUUCUAGCUUCAUAUACAGAACAAUUGGUUGAUGUGGGCGUAACAAAUCUACAGCUGGUGUUUAAAUUUCAAUGGAUACUUGGAGAAACACAAGAAGUAACCUGUAAUCAUGCAUAUGCAAUAGGAUUCUGUCACGAUGGAUUUCACUCCUUCACAUGCUUUGUCCUUCCAACGUAUAAUGGUGUAUACAACAUGUCCUCAAACGCAGACCUAAGUGAAGUGUAUGUUUCCAUAAUACACUUCAAUACAACAACGAUUGGAAACUACAGCUGUUAUAAAAAUUCAGACAGAACGACAGUCGUCAUAAGUGUAAAAGACCUAGGGAAUUGGACACACGGAACAAAUAUGACAGAGAAUUGGACACCUGGACCAAAUAUGACAGGCGAUUGGACACCCGGUCCAAAUAUGACAGAUCCGAUUUCCCCGGUUGACGUCGUCCUUGACAUGAUAUACAAACAGCAACAAGAUGGAUCGUACAAGUCGUUUGCAGAAUGCUUGUUUGAAAACAAGAACGAGACGCGGUACUAUGUUGUGGGAUGGUACGUGGAUUCGGUAUCAACCCCGGUAUAUACGACAGGCAUAUCAAAGGCGGACGUUGCCGGUUUCAACGCUGUUUCCGUGUCCAAUCUUGUAGCCGCCUAUCGCGCAAAUUCUACGCUAUCUAAAACGUGUGCCAUUAAUCGCAGGUGGAGAUGUGCAGUUACGGUUGUUGAUGCCACCGGAAAAUCUCUUCUGCCUGCCGUAGCAAGCAAGUAUGAGGACAUCAUCAAGAUUAAAACUACAUACGUUACACUGAACCGAGGAGCCAGUGCGGAAAUCCUCUACACCAUCAACGUCCCUAUCCUGUGUCAACCGGGAACAAAAUGUGGAAUCAACGUAAAAGUCUAUGAUGAAAGUGAUGCUUAUAAAUGCGAAAACUCAACGCUGGCCGCGCGGCACAAAAGCAUGUGCGGAGACAUCGUUGAAGGUGCCAAUAAUAUUGCGAGCACCACUGACAGUAUGAACAAGUCGAUAAAGAUUACAACAAAAAACAACAACUGGUUUGAGCUAAAAGACACGUUUACGCUGACCAUGGAGAUAGAAGGCUUUGGAAAGGUGGAUGAGUUCUGGGACAACUGUAAACUUAAUACGAAAAUCAAGGUCGAGGUCGACGACUUCAAAAACUACUGGAUGCAUAACUACUGUUAUUCAAACAACGAUCCUAGAAUUGGAACUUUCGACGGGGUCUACUUCAGCCUGAACAAUGCCGGGAACUAUACGCUGUACAAACACAAAACACUUCCUAUUCGGGUCGAAAUAGAAACCGAGAUAUGCAAUCGAGGAGGGGCUUGCACAUGUGGUGUGACUGUGAAUGCGGGCAAGGACGUGUUCGCUAUCAACCAUUGUGGUGGUUACCACAUGAUCAAGACGAUCCAGAAUACGGAGAAGAUCAUGAGUGUUAGGGAACAACCCGGGUACAUGCAUACGUUCUACCUGCCACAAGGCACCAUGAUCAACGUAGACUACCAUGUGGGAACUUUCUGGAAGACGAUGAACGUCCAGAUCUUCCCGUCGCCCGACGACAUGGACAACACGGAAGGACUGUGCGGAAACUUUAACAACGACUGGGAGGACGACUUUACCCACAGCGACGGUACUGUAACCGUCGCGCAGGGAGAUAGGUACUGGGAUUGGUUCUUCUCGUUCAAAGACCCGGACGAGUUCAGCGAGUCAUGGAGAGAAGAAACUCCUUUGUUGAAAUUGGCCCAAGAGGGAAAGCUUGAUGACGUGCUGAAUCCAUGGGCCGAUGAUUACAAGUACUGCGUGUGCCCAUUGGUGGGUGGAUCGCGUCAACCAAUGUGCCACAAGAAGGAAGACAAGCAGUGCACAAACUCAAAGGUCUACGCUGGAAAGGAGAAGAUUAUAAUUGAGGAGACGAAGAGGUCCGUGGAUAGUCAGCAUAUGGAUGACCUUGCGGAACGAUUGGGGAUGUUGGGAAGAAUGAGGGAGAUGAACAAACUUCAGCGAAAAAAGAGGGAAGCUGAAGAGUAUACCAAAGCAGAAAUAGACGAUGCAAAAGCUAAAUGCGAGGCUUACCUAAAAGAUGACUGCAUGGACGGAAUAACAAUACUUGGAAAUAAGACAGAGAAAAGUACUCUGGACUGCGCCAGGGAUCUUGUGCUGAAUCCAAACGCAUCGGAUGCCCAACAAGGCAGCUGUCGUGCAGUGAAGACCACCAUAGUCACCACUUUUGUCAAGGACACAGAGGCGCAGGAUACAUACAAAGAACAAUUCGCAAAGGUCAAGAAAAUGUGUAUCGACGACUGUAACGGAAAUGGGAAAUGCAAUGACAAAGGAACCUGCGAGUGCGAUGGUGACUACGACCCGCUGACGAACUGCUCACUGAGCCGCAGUCAGAAACCCACCCUGCAGGGCCUGAGUGGAGGAGGGCUCAAGGACGGCAAGUGUGACCGAAAGGCGGCCGGCUGCAACGCGUUCACCAUUGCAACAAGCGGAUGUACAUCACAGAGUACAUGCAAAGCGAAUGUUACCACGCACUACAGUGAUGAAACAAAAACAGUCACAGAAAAGGAGCAACCCUGUACAUGCGUAAACGGUUUUGAUGUCGAAUAUGACGUCAGUGCCAUAACAGGUGCCCGUCGGCGUCGAUCCAGUGACACCGUGCCUCUUGGAACAACGGUUGGCGUUGCAGUCAGCAAUGACGGUAGCACAUACAGCGAAUCAGCGUCCAACGUUGAUAUAAUUCUGGACAGCACUUGCAUAACAAACGAUGGGACAAAGUUUGUGCUCGCCGCUGGGUACUGUCUCAUUGACGGCGUCUGCUAUGCUGCUGCGGAAACCGAAAAUGAUGGAUGUUAUACCUGUGAUAUGGCCAACAGAUUUGAAUGGACAAUAUCUAAUGAUUACUGUGAGAUCGGUGGUACUUGUUACCAUGAAUCGGAUGCCAAAUCAGCUGCUGAAUCGUGCCUUACGUGUGUGCCAACAGCGAGUCAAACAGAAUUCACCCAGACGGCUGACACCUGUGUCAUCGAUAAUCAAUGUUAUGAUAACAACGGCUUCGAGAUGGGAAUACCCUGUCGGUAUUGCAACACAGACAUGGACAUUACAUCAUGGACAAUGAAGGACGACACGUGCUUUAUCUCGGGUGGUUGCUAUGACGACAAAGCCGACAAUCCAUUGAACGGCUGUCUGUAUUGUGACUCAGAUGAAUCCAUCAGCGACUGGCAGACUCAUGUGAACAAGACAGAAUGCUUAUCCAAAAAAGACGCGGUGUCCGGAGCUGUCAUCGCGGCUGCUGUAAUCGUCCCCAUUCUGGUGUUAGGAGGAAUCGGCGCGGGAAUACUCAUCUACAAGAAAAUGCAGACGAAAAAGAUAAUGGAUGCAAGAAUGAAAGGAGGUUUAUACGACGAUUCACCAAAGAACGGCCAUUUUCGCACACGCAUUACGCCCACUCCCUACGACCCAGUGAUACCCGCGAUGCCCUACAACAUUCCGAGAGACGAGAUUAACCCGGACAAACUAAAUAGUAGACCGGACAAUCUGUACUCCGAUGACCAGACAAGCCGGUCGAUUCAUACGCCUAUUCCGUCGCCCGCCCCCAAGCUUCCGGCGCCUCCCAUGGGAUUCACUUCCCCGGUGCAAGAGAUGUCAAGCACCUCGACUGAGAUGCAGAAUUUCAGGACGCCGGCCACUCCAACACAAUGUUGAGCAUUGCCGACGAAACCAACGCUUAACCUGUGAUGAAAUUACAAUAUUUGACUAAACUAUGUAUACUACUUUAAGUAUUUUCUUUUAAUUAUUUUUAUGGGAAGUUCCCAUUU
Messenger RNA from Dreissena polymorpha, 3923 nucleotides. RefSeq lists its product as uncharacterized. The transcript is spliced from 27 exons. The record is from RefSeq and is a predicted model, not a curated record. Lineage: Eukaryota; Metazoa; Mollusca; Bivalvia; Myida; Dreissenidae. Gene Ontology annotation, cellular component: extracellular matrix. The coding region runs from base 295 to 3810 and encodes 1171 amino acids.